AGGAAGAGAAGACUUUGAGAAGGAAUACAAGAUGAAGUCUUGACGACUUUUGAUCCCCAAUUCCUCUCUAAAUACGCGGAAUUCCUAGGGUUUGUCCCUCCCGUCAAAUCCCUGAUUACCCAGAAAAAGGAAAACCAAAUCAGUUCUUCUCAAUCUUAUCAGUUCGAUCCAGCUGAGGGUAAUUGAAUUAGGAUGGGGACUCCACAAUUCCCAGAUCUCGGAAAACAUUGCAGCGUCGAAGAUUGUAAACUGAUCGACUUCUUGCCUUUCACUUGUGACCGCUGCCACCUGGUAUAUUGCCUGGAACAUCGGAGCUAUAUUAAACAUUGCUGUCCAAAAGCUGAUAAAAAAGAUGUCACCGUUGUCGUGUGUCCAUUAUGUGCUAAAGGAGUUCGCUUGAUUCCGGAUGAAGAUCCGAACAUCACAUGGGAAAUGCAUGUUAAUACUGAAUGUGAUCCAUCAAAUUAUGACAAGGUCACAAAGAAGAAAAAAUGCCCGGUUCCUGGCUGCAGGGAAGUCUUGACAUUUUCGAACACAAUCAAGUGUAGGGACUGCACGAUAGAUCAUUGCUUAAAGCACCGUUUCGGGGCCGAUCACAAAUGUCCCGGACCUAAGAAACCUGGAACCAGCUUUCCAUUUAUGGGUAUUUUAAGCAGGAGUAAGAAAGAAACAAAAACCAACCAAGCUCCUGCUACAUCUUCAUCUAAAUGGGCGACAAGCUUUCUUAAUGCAGCUUCAACUGUUCGAGCCUCGGCCGAAGCAAGCAUGACCAAAUUGGGUAGUGAAAUUAGUCAAAAGCUGCAAAUUGCGAGGGGCGGAGUUGGGCCGAGUAGCAGCAGCGGUGGGAGCGCAGAGCCAGCCGAGGAGUGCCCCCAAUGCGGGGCGAAGUUUUCUUCAGUUGCAACAUUGGUGGACCAUGUGGAGAAGGUACACGAAAGGAACAACCGGUCUCGAGUCUUUAAGAUGUCUAUCGACGUCUGCCCCAAGUGCAGUAAAGGGUUUCGCGAUCCGGUUGCCCUCGUAGAGCAUGUUGAGAGGGAUCAUGGUGGCAUUUCGAAAGCUUGAAGGGUUUUGGACUGCAAAAUUUGUGAAAUGCAUAUUGCUGGAUAGGUGAUCGAAUCAUCUUGUAUUGCUUACAUUCUUUUGGUGGAAACUGGAAAGUUGCUUUAAAGAACUCAGCUUCAGAUCUAAUCAUUUCGACUUCCAAUCUAUUUGUUUCAUGUAACCUUAAACUUUAAGGAUGCAUUUUGUC
Hibiscus syriacus is the source of this 1252-nucleotide messenger RNA. RefSeq names its product zinc finger AN1 and C2H2 domain-containing stress-associated protein 11-like. Gene Ontology annotation, cellular component: cytoplasm. Bases 193 to 1065 code for a protein of 290 amino acids. Lineage: Eukaryota; Viridiplantae; Streptophyta; Magnoliopsida; Malvales; Malvaceae. Gene Ontology annotation, molecular function: zinc ion binding. The transcript is spliced from 2 exons. The record is from RefSeq and is a predicted model, not a curated record.